This is a messenger RNA of Capsicum annuum, 549 nucleotides long. RefSeq lists its product as uncharacterized. NCBI's taxonomy places the organism in Eukaryota, Viridiplantae, Streptophyta, Magnoliopsida, Solanales, Solanaceae. The record is from RefSeq and is a predicted model, not a curated record. Bases 1 to 549 code for a protein of 182 amino acids. The transcript is spliced from 2 exons.
AUGACGAUUACCACUCGAAAUGGUAAGACAUUAUCUGGCCCUUCUAUCAGCAAAGCUGUGGAGAAUGAGAAAAAGCCUGAUCCUGGAGCAUUUACGAUACCGUGCACAGUUGGGUCCAUGAAGUUUACCAAAGCUUUAUAUGACUUAGGAGAAAGUAUUAAUCUGAUGCCACUUGAUAUCUACAAUAAGCUUAGAUUGGGGGAACCUACCCCCACAACAAUGCGUCUUGUGAUAGUAGACAGAUCGGUGAAGCGACCAGUUGGUAUAUUGCAUGUUGUGCCGGUAAAAGUGGAUGACUUUAUUCUACCUGCAGAUUUUGUGAUAUUGGAUUGUGAUGUUUAUUUUGAGGUACCUAUCAUUUUGGGUAGACCACUAUUAUCCAUGGGAAGAGUAUUGGUUGAUAUGGAGCUCAAUGAGAUAAAGUUCAGGUAUGGAAAAAGGGAGGCCAGAUUCAAAAUGCAUCCUCCUAUGAAGCAGUUGGAGGAGAUAAAUAUCUUCUCAGUUGUGGAUGUAUUCCAGGAAAAUGGUAAUGAGGUAUCGAUACGGUAG